Messenger RNA from Zalophus californianus (California sea lion), 4868 nucleotides. RefSeq names its product protein tyrosine phosphatase receptor type C (gene PTPRC). The coding region runs from base 153 to 4052 and encodes 1299 amino acids. Lineage: Eukaryota; Metazoa; Chordata; Mammalia; Carnivora; Otariidae. The transcript is spliced from 33 exons. Gene Ontology annotation, molecular function: protein tyrosine phosphatase activity; protein binding. The record is from RefSeq and is a predicted model, not a curated record. Gene Ontology annotation, biological process: T cell receptor signaling pathway; protein dephosphorylation; positive regulation of peptidyl-tyrosine phosphorylation.
AACCGAAUCUGACAUCACUACCUAGCAGUUUGUGUAGCUAGCAAAGUGGUUUGUUCUUAGGGUAGCAGAGGAGGAAAUUGCUCCCUGUCUGAUAAGACAACAGCAAAGAAAGGACGUAUGCUGUUUCAUAGGAAUACGGCUGAUUUCCAGAUAUGACCAUGUAUUUGUGGCUUAAACUUUUGGCAUGUGGCUUUGCCUUUCUGGAUACAGGGGUGUUUGUUACAGGAGAAUCCUCUUCUUCCACUCUUGGACUGAACUCAACAGAAAACCCCAGUGCUCUGACUCCAGGCGACCCUUUACCUGCCCGCACCACUGCAUUCUCACUCCCAAGCAUCUCUGAAAGAGAAAAUAACUCCUCAGAGACCACACCUCCUCUUAAUCCAGACAAUACUUCAACUGAAAGAACCCGGAGCCCUUUGGAUAAUUCUAAUACUCUUACUUUGACAGGUGUUACACAGCCGCCUCUCCACCCCACGCACGCAGACUCGCAGGCGCCCUCUGACGGAUCUGACCCGCAGACACCCAGCAGCACUGCUGCCCUUCCCCCACGCACCCCUGCUCCGGGUGGGAAUGACACUGCAGGCUUCCCAGGAGAGUGGAUUAUACCCAGCAUCUUCCGCGUAGACACAGCUUUCACACCAGUAGCCACCCUCAGCCCUGCACACAGCAGCUCUGCUGCCUUACCCUCUCUCAUCUCCAACACCACCACCAAUGAUAACGCCUCAGAUGUGACUCUUACGUCCGCUUCACCUGCAACAAACAUUACCCAUAAAACUGCUCCCACAGCAAUAGUUCCUACUACACCUAAGCAAUCAUGUGAUGAGAAGUAUGCACAUUUCCCUGUGAAAUAUCAUUAUGAUAAUGAAACUAAGUCAUUUAAGGCAAAACUAAAUGUUAGUGUUUAUGUGAAUUGUGAAAAUGACACAUGUCUAAAGAAUGAGAUCCACGGCCUACCAGAAUGUGCAAAUACUAAUGUUACUAUAAGUCAUAAUUCAUGUCAUACUCCAAAAAUUUUAAACUUGGAGGUGCCACCAGGUCCUGAAGGCUUUAAUUUGAAAGAUUGUACAGAGGCUGAUAAAGCAAAUACUUCUAUUUGUUUAAAAGUAGAAGAAAAAAACUUUACUUGUGAUAAAAAUAAAAUUAGAUACAUAUUUCAAUGUGGUAAUUGUACUGAAGAUAAUAAGAAAGAAGUUAAUUGUGAACACUUUUCACCUAACCAAAGUUAUUCCUGUAGUUUACAAGCAUUCUAUGGUGGCCAUAUGUUUUUGCACAUAAAUAAAACUGUUCAAACAGAUAUUGGAAGUCCAGGCUCACCUCAGAAUUUUAUGUGCAGUAAUAAAAGUGCAAAUGACAUAGUGCUCACCUGGAAACCGCCUCAAGAUUUUUUUCAUAAUUAUUCUCUUUGCUAUAAGAAAGAUGCAGAUGUAAAAUGCAAUAAUCUGAGUAAAGAGAGCACUCGAUAUGAACUGCAAAAUUUGACACCUUAUACUAAAUACCAUGUCUCAUUAAAUGCCUACACCUUUGGAAGAGUGCAACGUGAUGGAAAUCCUGUGACAUGUGAUUGUGAAACAAAAGCAAAAGCUCCAAGUGAAGUCAAGAAAUUACAUGCUUUACUGAAGUCAGAUAAUAGUAUAAUUGUGACUUGUCAGCCUCCUACCAACUUUAAUGGCCGCGGGGAUGGCUGCUACCAUCUGGAAGUCAAAAUUGGAGGUAGUUAUGUUAAAAAUGAUUCAAAAAAAGUUUGUGAAUUCUUUUUAGAAGAUCUUCAAUAUUUAACAAAAUAUGAACUUGAGGUCUACUAUAACAAUGGGUACUUUAAUGGAGCUGCAGAAAGGGUUUCUCAAUCAACAUCUUAUAAUUCUAGAGCACUGAUUGUAUUUCUGGUAUUUCUGAUCAUUGUGACAUUCUUAUGCCUGCUCUAUGUUCUCUAUAAAAUCUAUGACCUGCGCAACAAGAGGUCCAGCAAUAUGGAAGAAGAGGUUAUACUUGUUGAAAGGGAUGAUGAAAAACAACUGAUGAGUGUGGAGCCAAUCCAUGCAGAUAUUUUGUUGGAAACUUAUAAGAGGAAGAUUGCUGAUGAAGGAAGACUUUUUCUGGCUGAAUUUCAGAGCAUUCCACGGGUGUUCAGCAAGUUUUCUAUCAAGGAUGCUCGAAAACCCUUUAACCAGAAUAAAAACCGUUACGUUGACAUCCUUCCUUAUGAUUAUAACCGUGUUGAACUCUCUGAUAUAAAUGGAGAUGCAGGGUCAAAUUAUAUAAAUGCCAGCUAUAUUGAUGGCUUCAAAGAACCCAGGAAAUACAUUGCUGCACAAGGUCCCAGAGAUGAAACUGUUGAUGAUUUCUGGAGGAUGAUCUGGGAACAGAAAGCCACAGUCAUUGUCAUGGUCACUCGAUGUGAAGAAGGAAACAGGAACAAGUGUGCAGAAUACUGGCCAUCAAUGGAAGAAGGUACACGGGCUUUCGGAGAUGUCAUUGUAAAGAUCACUGAGCACAAAAGAUGUCCAGAUUAUAUCAUUCAGAAGUUGAACAUCACAAAUAAAAAAGAGAAAGCCACCGGAAGAGAGGUGACUCACAUUCAGUUCACCAGCUGGCCAGACCAUGGGGUGCCUGAAGACCCUCACCUGCUUCUCAAGCUUCGGAGGAGAGUGAAUGCUUUCAGCAACUUCUUCAGCGGCCCCAUUGUGGUGCACUGCAGUGCUGGUGUUGGACGCACAGGCACUUAUAUUGGAAUUGAUGCCAUGCUAGAAGGCCUGGAAGCAGAAAACAAAGUAGAUGUUUAUGGUUAUGUUGUCAAGCUAAGGCGACAGAGAUGCCUGAUGGUUCAAGUGGAGGCACAGUAUAUCUUGAUCCAUCAGGCCUUGGUGGAAUACAAUCAAUUUGGGGAAACAGAAGUGAGUUUGUCUGAAUUACACUCAUAUCUAUUUAACAUGAAGAAAAGAGAUCCACCCAGCGAGCCAUCUCCACUAGAGGCUGAAUUCCAGAGACUUCCCUCGUAUAGGAGCUGGAGGACACAGCACGCUGGAAAUCAAGAACAAAAUAAAAAUAAAAACAGGAAUUCUUACAUCAUUCCAUAUGACUUUAACAGAGUGUCACUUAAACAUGAACUGGAGAUGAGCAAAGAGAGUGAGCAUGAUUCAGAUGAAUCUUCUGAUGAUGACAGUGACUCAGAGGAAACAAGUAGAUACAUCAAUGCAUCUUUUAUAAUGAGUUACUGGAAACCUGAAGUGAUGAUUGCUGCUCAGGGACCACUAAAAGAGACCAUUGGUGACUUUUGGCAGAUGAUAUUCCAAAGAAAAGUCAAAGUUAUUGUUAUGUUGACACAGCUGAAGAAUAGAGACCAGGAAGCCUGUGCUCAGUACUGGGAAGAAGAAAAACAAACAUAUGGAGAUGUACAAGUUGAUAUGAAAGACACCCAACAAUCUUCAGCUUAUACCCUCCGUGUAUUUGAACUGAGACAUUCCAAGAGGAAAGAUUCUCGGACUGUGUAUCAGUACCAAUAUAAUAACUGGAAUGUGGGUGAGCUUCCUGCAGAACCCAAAGAAUUAAUCUCUAUGAUUCAGACUCUUAAAGAAAAACUUCCCAAGAAUUCCACUGAAGGGAAUAAGCAUCACAAGAAUGCGCCUCUUCUCAUUCACUGCAGAGAUGGAUCUCAGCAAACAGGACUCUUUUGUGCUUUGUUAAAUCUCUUGGAAAGUGCAGAAACAGAAGAAGUGAUAGAUGUUUUUCAAGUAGUAAAAUCUCUCCGCAGAGCUAGACCAGGAAUGGUUCCCACGUUUGAACAAUACCAAUUCCUAUAUGAUGUCAUCGCUAGCACCUAUCCUGCCCAGAAUGGACAAAUAAAGAAAAGCAACCAUCAAGAAGAUAAAAUAGAAUUUGACAAUGAAUUGGACAAAGCAAACCAGGAUGCUAAUUGUGUUGGUUCACCUGGUGCCCUGGAUAAGGACAAUGAAGGAAACAAAGAAGAUGAAGGUAUUAAAGUCACAAGUGGCCCUGAAGAGCCAGAACAUUCUGCCAAUGGUCCUCCGAGUCCAGGUUUAACUCAAAGUGCAUAGGAAAAGACAUAACAUACACAGGACUCAAAACAUUGUAUUAAGUGUUAUUUCUAUUUUUCUAGAAGUAGGAGGACAAAAUAGAUACACAGUGGAUUAAUGAAGUACAUUGGACCAAUUUUUGAGCAGCUUUUAUUUUACUACUGUAGAAACAUAUUUAAGACAGUUUUGCUAAAACGUUUGUACAGAUUUAUGCAUAUUUUAAAUUUUUACCUAUCACUCAGCAAAAAAUAUCUUCUUUGUAGUUUUUGCAUGUGUGUGUGUGAGAGAGACAGACAGCAACAGAAAGGGAGAGAGAGAGAGAGAGGAUGCUUUUAAGUGAAUUUAAAUGCUUUUGAGAAACUUUACCCUUUUAUUUGAAGAAAAAACACAUUUUAUACUGAACAUAUUAACUUAGUUUAAAGGACUAUUUUUUAAAUCAUAAAUUGUGUGUGGGACCUAAGAAUAAAAUGUACAAUUCUAGAAUGACCUCAAGAUGUCCUCCUUGUUCUACUCAUAUUUAUCUUAUAGUUUACUAUUUUAUUUCUAGAAAUAGACAUAAAAGUAGUAUGUGUGUGCGUAGUUACUACAAGAAAGUUAACUAAAUUAACAUUUGGAAAUCUUACAUUCCAUAUGUUAGCAUUUAGUCCAUAUCUUUCAAGCUCAUUUAAUCUAAUUUAAAAUUUUCAAGCAAGCUUAUCUUGUUAUAUUCAUAUGGUGUUUAUAAUUUUGUAGCACGGACUAUUUUUCUCUGUAUAAUAUGUGAAAUUCAUUUCUUGAUACUUUUGACCAAGAAUUAUGUUUGUUGCAGUUGAAUUUAAAUAAACAUCUUUAAACAAA